CGCCGGGCGCCGGGGCUCAAAUCCUCCCGGAAGCGAACGCAAAUCUCCUUCCCAAAUAAAAACCUCACCACUCCUGCGGACUGCGAGCCUGCGGCCCUGUCUCUCUGUGUGUCCUCCACCUCCUCGCGCUCUCGCCUCCCUUCCCAACACCCUCUCUCGCCGCCGCCGCCGCCGCCCCCUCGCCGGAACCCUAAAUGGACGCCGCCGGCGCCGGCGCCGGCGCGCCCUACGCCUCCCGCACGGCGGAGGAGGUCUUCCGCGACUUCCGCGGCCGCCGCGCCGGCAUGAUCAAGGCCCUCACCCAAGAAGUGGACAAGUUCUACCAGCUCUGCGACCCCGAAAAGGAGAACUUGUGCCUUUAUGGGUACCCUAAUGAAACAUGGGAAGUGACGUUGCCUGCUGAGGAAGUCCCCCCAGAGAUUCCUGAACCAGCACUUGGAAUCAACUUUGCUAGGGAUGGCAUGAACGAGAAGGAUUGGCUGGCACUAGUUGCUGUUCACAGUGAUUCCUGGUUGUUGGCUGUUUCAUUCUACUUCGCGGCACGGUUUGGAUUUGACAAAGAGGCAAGGAGGCGACUCUUCAACAUGAUAAAUAACCUGCCUACAAUAUUUGAAGUCGUGACUGGGGCUGCAAAGAAGCAGAUCAAGGAGAAGGCCCCCAACAGUACGCACAAAAGCAAUAAUAAGCCAAGCAUGAAAACUUAUUCAAAGCCUGAGUCCCAGUCAAAGGCCCCAAAGAUAGCAGCGCCCCCAAAGGAUGAAGAUGAGAGCGGCGAGGACUAUGGAGAAGAAGAGGAGGAAGAGCGCGACAACACCUUGUGUGGUACCUGUGGAACAAACGACGGCAAGGACGAGUUCUGGAUCUGCUGCGACAACUGCGAGCGGUGGUAUCAUGGGAAAUGCGUCAAGAUCACGCCUGCUCGAGCCGAGCACAUCAAGCACUACAAGUGCCCAGACUGCAGCAACAAGAGGGCGAGGGCGUAACGGCGACAAACAGCACCAGCAGGGCGGCAGGACUCGGAAUGGAACCAGCGCCAGCACCAAAUCGUCAUCGUCGAUGCCUGCUGCAGCCUGCAGAUAUGGCCUAGCUGUCUAGCUCAUCAUAGACUCGCCUUUCGUUUCAGUCGAACACUGUUGAUUCACCCUUGACCCUGCAGUUCGUUCAUGUUGGUCCGACUCUUCACUUGUGUGUUUUAAACCGUUGGUUGGUUGGUGUAGUAGUGUUGUACCAGCUUCGAUCUCUUCAGCGGACAUGUCGAAGACGUUCUUCAACUGAAAGGACCCGAAAGCUGACACCAUUGUUUCUGGCUUUGUUAGCCUCGUCUCGUUCCUGGGCAUAUAUAUAUAUCCAUCUUGCUGGUCU
Aegilops tauschii subsp. strangulata is the source of this 1362-nucleotide messenger RNA. Its product is annotated as PHD finger protein ALFIN-LIKE 5. Gene Ontology annotation, cellular component: nucleus. Lineage: Eukaryota; Viridiplantae; Streptophyta; Magnoliopsida; Poales; Poaceae. Gene Ontology annotation, biological process: regulation of DNA-templated transcription. The record is from RefSeq and is a predicted model, not a curated record. Gene Ontology annotation, molecular function: transcription coregulator activity; transcription cis-regulatory region binding; histone binding.